GACAUGGAACUUGCAUUAGCGCUUAGCCGGGAGAUGGUGGCGCGCGGCGUGCCGCGCAACGUCCACACUUUUUCCGCGCUCAUGAACGUAUGCAUCAAGGCGGGCCAACACCAGACUGCGCUAGAUGUGUGGCGGGAGCUGCAGGACGCAGGAGGCAUGGAGCCGGUGACAAGGACGUACAACACGCUGAUGAUCGCGUGCAACAGCAGCAACCAGUGGCACGAAGCGCUUGGUGUGUACAACGAGAUGCUGGCGAACGGUCACACGCCCAACACUACCACCUACAACGCGCUGAUCACUGUGUACACCAAAGCGGGCCAGUUGGAGAAAGUCAUGGAGACAUUUCGGGAGAUGGAGUCUGCGGGCUGCGAGCGCACCGUCAUCACGUACUCGGCGCUGAUCUCCGCGUGCGAGCGGGACGGGCAGUGGGAGCUGGCGCUGCAGAUGUUCAGCCAGAUGCUUCGCGAGGGCUGCACCCCCAACGUCAUCACCUACAACUCGCUCAUCACCGCGCUGGCUGCCGGGUCGCAGUGGGAGAGGGCGGCGGAUGUUUUCGUGCAGCUUCAACGCCAGGCACGUCGUUUGGGGGCUGGGGAAGGUUGCGAGCCCGACGUGGUCACCUACACUGCGCUGAUCAACGCCUACGGGAGGGGCGGGCAGUGGCGCCGUGCGCUG
Molecule: messenger RNA, 675 nt
Organism: Volvox carteri f. nagariensis
Lineage: Eukaryota; Viridiplantae; Chlorophyta; Chlorophyceae; Chlamydomonadales; Volvocaceae
Exons: 4
Molecular function (GO): protein binding
Source: RefSeq, a predicted model, not a curated record